AUGGCACCGUCAAAGGCGGCGUCGCGUAAAAUAUCACAGCAAGCGUUCGACGAAAUGGUGGCAGAAAACAUAGACGACCUCGGCAUGGAUCCGGCUGAAGCUCUUAACGACGCUAUCCAGACACUCACUCUUCAAGGCGUCGAUCUAUCCGGUAUUGUGACCUCCGUUCCGGGAGAAAGCAAUCCGGUUAUCGAGUGUUUGGGGAAAUUGAGAGAGGACAAGCCACUGCCGGAAACUGUAGAAUUAUUGGAUGAGUUGAGCGUUCUGUGUGGAGAUAAUGAAUCCGGAAACGCAGCUAUAGCGUCAAAAAAUGGAGCGGUGGAGUUGGUUAUUUCUGCUUGUGCAAAGCUCCGCGACGAGCAUCGCCGGGGUUUGGCUUCAGGAUUGAAGGCCUUGGCUUCUGUUAUUCAUGAUCUUCAAACUACUGAAAUAUUUAGGGAGAAUGGAGGCCCAAAGAUGGUUGUAGGUAUCCUGAGCAAUGAAAGAGAAGAUGUGAAGAUCUUAGAUAGUUGUUUCUCAGUUGUCACCGCAGCUGCAACUGGAAAUGAAGUUCUCAAGGAGUCAUUCAUGGACUUGAAAAUAGAUGAAUUAAUAUUUCAGAUUCUAAAAGAACAAAAUGGAGGGAGCAUUCCAAGUAUAUAUAAUGUUAUACAUGUCAUCUUAUCAGCUGAUGAUAAUCGCGUUCUAGCCUCACAAGUUUUUGGUUAUGCUCGAAAGUUCUCAAAGUUGGGAAUUGCAGAAGUUCUUGUAGAUUCACUUCGUGAAGGACUUAGUUCUCCCUGUCUAAUAUCAGCUAGCAUAGCUCUGAAAGCUGUGGCUGUGAAUGACGAGAUUUGCAGGUCCGUUUCUCAUGUUGGGGGUAUAGAUGUGAUUCUAAGGUGCCUUGACGAUAGUGGUAUGCAGGGCAACAGUGCUGCAGCUAAAGCUCUCUGCUCUUUGUUGUCUAAGCUUGCAGGAAGUGAUGUAAAUAAGAACCUUAUUGUUGAAAAGGGAGGCACAGAUAAGCUUGUUAAUCUUUCAGCGAGAUUCUCAGAUGAUCCUUUGGUGCUGCAAGAGGUCAUGUCAAUUAUGACCACUCUAUGUUUGAGGUCCCCAGAGAAUGCAGCUCGUGCGAUUGAAUCUGGAGCCGGGGACCUCGCUAUUCAGACCAUGAAGAAGUUUCCUCAGUCGGAUCAGCUGCAGAGGAGCUCUUGUUUCAUGAUCAGGAACCUUGUGGCUCGAAAUGCAGAAAACAGAAAAAUUCUGCUUAAUAACGGCAUCGAGCAACUAAUCCGAAGGGCGAAGCAAAGCCACAAGGGCUGCAAAGAUGCAGCCACCGAUGCUCUUAGGGAUUUAGAUGGAGACGUGGGCGGAGCUGGGGGAAUUUUUUUGAUAUUAGCAUCCUUGUUGAAAAUUCUCGCCUUCAGAUCUCUUCCAGCUAUAUUUGUGGCUCGCAAAGCUUGAAUUAUUCCAUAGAUAUAGGUUUUUUUUUUUUUUUUUCCCUAGAUAUGGUUGGUUACUGUUUUUGAAGAAAUGAUAAGUAGUUGCUGGGAUUGCAUGAAAUAGAGAAUGUUGUUAGAAACUAGUUGCGAAAAAUAUUUAAAAAUCAUUAAAAAGGAUUCCUUCCUGGCAAAAGAGCCACGUGGCGGCUUUCUUUAAUAGUGUUCCUAUGAAGGCGACGCCCAAUAGCAGAAAGCGGUGAGGAAGCGGAGGUUGGAUCGACGCCGCGGCUGAGUACGGCGGUGAACUCCCGUUGGUGGCUGGCGCCGCUGCCGCUCGCUGCAUAUUCCUCGACAAAAGCUGCAAAUUCACAUGGUCAAGGUCAAACCAAUCAGAGGAAUCUAUAUGCCACCUCUCGUGCCUGUCACGUGGCGUGCCACCAUAUACACAACAGAUAUGUACUUAAUUAUCAUCUUACGUUAUUCUCAAAAAAAAAAAAAAUUAUCAUCUUA
Messenger RNA from Salvia miltiorrhiza (redroot sage), 1931 nucleotides. RefSeq lists its product as uncharacterized. The coding region runs from base 1 to 1443 and encodes 480 amino acids. Lineage: Eukaryota; Viridiplantae; Streptophyta; Magnoliopsida; Lamiales; Lamiaceae. Gene Ontology annotation, molecular function: protein binding. The record is from RefSeq and is a predicted model, not a curated record. The transcript is spliced from 9 exons.